Argiope bruennichi is the source of this 693-nucleotide messenger RNA. RefSeq lists its product as uncharacterized. NCBI's taxonomy places the organism in Eukaryota, Metazoa, Arthropoda, Arachnida, Araneae, Araneidae. Gene Ontology annotation, molecular function: nucleic acid binding; zinc ion binding. The transcript has a single exon. Bases 1 to 693 code for a protein of 230 amino acids. The record is from RefSeq and is a predicted model, not a curated record.
AUGCGAUCUGGUGAUUUAUUAGUGGAAAUCAGUACCAAAAAGCAAGCACAACAAAUUAUGAAACUAAAAGCUCUCGCUCAUAUUCCCGUUUCUGUGAAUCCGCACACAUCUUUAAAUUUCUCCAAAGGUGUUAUUACCUGCGGAGAAUUAUUUAAUGUCUCUAUAGAAGAAAUAUCCUCUGAAAUGAAGCCACAAGGCGUGACGCAUGUUCGCCAGAUAACAAUUCGGCGGAAUGGUCAACUACUUCCAACGAAGCAUUACAUACUUACUUUCCACAAUCCUAAUUUACCCGAAUCUAUAUAUGCAGGCUAUAUCAAAUUACCAGUUCGCCCGUACAUACCAAAUCCAUUGAGGUGCUUUCAGUGCCAGCGAUUUGGCCAUUCAAAAGUUAAUUGCCGCGGGACACUCACAUGUGCCCGUUGUGCCGAAAAAGGGCAUGACAGCCAGCAGUGUAGCGCACAAGAGAAGUGCGUGAACUGUGGUGGCGAUCAUCCUUCAUAUGCUCGAUCUUGCCCGCGCUGGCAUUUAGAAAAACAGGUCACAACUUUAAAAAUAAAAGAAAAUUUAACUUAUCCAGAAGCCAGGCGUAAAAUUCAGAAUCAGACCCCUACUCCCGGUAUCAGCUAUGCUGCCAUUGUACAAAAAUCCUUUUGCGCUAACUGUUCUUGUGUCAAUUGUAAGAAACAAGUAUGA